Messenger RNA from Neopsephotus bourkii (Bourke's parrot), 2296 nucleotides. RefSeq names its product leucine rich repeat containing 26 (gene LRRC26). The record is from RefSeq and is a predicted model, not a curated record. The transcript is spliced from 2 exons. The coding region runs from base 204 to 998 and encodes 264 amino acids. Gene Ontology annotation, molecular function: protein binding. NCBI's taxonomy places the organism in Eukaryota, Metazoa, Chordata, Aves, Psittaciformes, Psittacidae.
GCAGCGGCUCCGGGGCUGCUCAUCCCCCGCUCCUGGGAGCGCAGCGGCUCCGGGGCUGCUCAUCCACCUGCUCCCAGCACUGCCCGGCACCUCCAGCCCGCACCUCCGGGAGCGCUGAGUGGCUGGACGGGCACCAAGGAUCGUGCCCGUGGGGGAGCCCCGGUUCUGGAGGUCCGGGAGCUCCCGUCGCUCUAUGCUCAGCCAUGGGGUGCUGGUGGGGCCGCGGAGCGGUGCUGGCCUGCCUGCUGCUGCUGCUGCGCCCGCUGCCCUCGCCCUGCUGCCCCGCCGCCUGCCGCUGCUCCGUGGGGAACGUGGACUGCAGCGAGCACGGGCUCCGCGAGGUGCCCCCGAGCCUGGCCACCAACACCAGCACCCUGUGGCUCGGCUACAACUUCAUCACCGUGCUGGGGCCGCGCUCCUUCCCGCCGCUGCCGGGGCUGCGGGUGCUCAGCCUGCCCCACAACCAUCUGGGGCUCAUCCACAGCCAGGCGCUGGUGGGGCUCGGGGCACUGCAGGAGCUGGAUCUCAGUGACAACUACCUGACCACGCUGAGCCCCGAAGCCUUCCUGCCCCUCACCAACCUCACCAAGCUGAACCUGGGUGGAAACAGGCUGAGGCAGCUGGAGCCUGGGGUGCUGCAAGCGCUGCCCCAGCUCCAAGCCCUCUUCCUGCAGGACAACCCCUGGGGCUGCAGCUGCAGUAUCCUGCCCCUCUGGCGCUGGCUCAGCCACAACAGGGACAAAGUGCGAGAGAAGAGCUUGCUCCUCUGCAGAGUCCCAGAGCAGCUGAACAAGUAUCCGAUCAUGGCCUUUGGGAAUGAGUCCUUCAGGCAAUGUCAGGAGACCUCACUGUCUGCCCAGCACUACAUCACCUUCAUGAUCAUUGGACCGUUCUCUUUCAUGGCCAGCAUCUUCUUCUGCACCUUCACAGGCUCCGUCGUGGUGGUUUACCACAACCUGCGCAAGGAACCCCAUGUCUCCAGGAGAUCCUGCAUCUGAGGGGUCCCCCCAGAUGAUGCUGAGCUCCGUCUGCCCCACUGCUGGGGGAGCAGCCUCCAGCUCUGAGCGAGGAUGCUCACAGUGUUUUGGAAGGCCACCCUCAGACUGGGGAUGGGUACAGGGGAUCCUUCUCCACCUCACCCUGUCCUGCCCCUUCCGCUGCCCAGGGGCCUCAAUGUGCAUUUCAGGAUGCACCAUAUGCCUCCCUGUGCCUUUUGGUGCAUCCCAGGAACCCCUGUGUGCAUCUCAGGACACACCAUACACCUCUGGGUACUUUUCAGUGCACCCCAGAGUUUCCAUUUACCUUUCAUUGCAGGUCAGGAGCCUCUGUGUGCCUUUUGGUUUGCCUCAAAACCCUCAUUGAGCCUUCUGGUGCCCCAACACUCCCCAUAUGCCACUCAGUGCCACCAGCCUCAGUGUGCCUUUGCUUGCCAAAACCGCUUGGCUUGACGUUUUGUGCAUUCAAAUGCUCUCCAAUUGGCUUUCUGUGCCCUGACAGGCACUGGUUUAUCUGUUGGUGUGCCCCAGAGCUCUCUGUGCCUUUCGGUGCACUUGAAGAUCUCUGGGUGUUUUGGGGCUCUCCAGAGCCUCCAUGGGACUGUCAGAAAGCCCCACCCCCAUGUGCUGCCCAAGGGCAGGGCAGGUUGCAAAAUGCUUCCUUUGAAGGAUUCUUUCCUUGAGAACUCUCAGCCAGGAGCCAAGAUCUAGGGGGAGGCUGAGGUUUGGGGUGAGGGUUGGACAGAGACAAACACUUGAGCUCCCACUGAUGUGGCUUGGCAAAGGGGUUGCCAAAGGAUGGAUGAAGCUGCACAGUGGUUCCCCCCCAGUAGCUUUUCCCCUGGACUAAAGCUCAUCCAAGGCCAGGGUCCAGGUCAGCUCAGUGACGGGAGUGGGGACAAAAAUGUGGGUUCACAGCCUUUGCUGGUGCCUCACAUCCCACCACCCACAAAAGGGACUGGGGUUGCCCCUGUGUCUCCCUGCCCUGCUGCCUCCUGCCUUUCCCUGUGGAAACUCUUCUCCAUGGCAUGGCAUGGAAAUGCUUAGUGAGUGCUCCACAGGAACGCACAAGCUGGGGUGACAAAAGCAUCUCUCAGGGAGGAGCAACAGCCCUUUGUGGCAUGAGUCCUUACCCACUGCAAGGCAAUAAGAGCCACAAUGAGAUGACUAUGGCCACCAGCUUCCUCUGUUUGCUCCAUCUCUUGCCCAUGCAAGAGCUGCCAGGGAUGUGGUGGGGGUCAAUGAAUGCUUUGGUGAGUCCUUGCCAAGGGUUAAAUAAAUCAUGCAGUGAAUAAACCAAA